GCUGGAGGACGGUUAGUCAGUCAGACACCGUGAGAAAACGCGUCUAACUCUCACCAGCAAACCCUUCCGCCAGACCUCGCUUAUUUAUUUAGUCUGUACCUUCUUUCUUUCUCCUUUUGUGAACUUUUGGAGCACAUUUUUGAGGAUAUCUGUGAGGAGGUGAGAAGACGUCCUCAAAUGAAUACUAACUAUCCAAGCAGUGAUGCCGCGUUCACCGCGGGGAACGGACAAGAUGAGAUGGACUUUCCUUUUCCUCUUUUCCUGUACAACCAAGCUGGAAAUGACCUUCCACAGGAUGACCAAGAUGACCUUGAUGGUCCGUCACACCUCGAUGCCAAUCCAUCUUCAACCUGCACCAAUGAGGGCCAUGUUCCAUACAGCGACCUGUCCCUCAAUCAGCCUUCCUACCAUCACCCAACUUCUGAGGACCUUCUCACUUGCCAUCAUGCCAAUUUGAGAGACCUUCUUGGCCACUCGCUCUCGUCCCACUCUGGAGCUCCUCCAGCCUCCAGCCCCAGGAUUGAGAUCACCUGCCCUGAUCUGCACCAUCACCACCGUGACCAUGUCCAAACGGCGCCUGUGGACAUCAACCGACGGCUCACUGUUCCUCCUUAUCAGAACACCCUGUACAGAGAGAACCUGAGUCCGGCCAGCAGCAACUCCUCCACCAGCUGGCAGUCAGAGGUCUGUUCUCCCGUGCCCUCGCCCUGCAUUUCACCUAGUGGUGGGGGCGGCGGCGUUCUAGCUGCGGUGACAGUGGCCGAUCUUUGCCCAAGACUCCAGGCUAUCCACGCGUCUGGAUCACCCCGUACUUCACCAACCACGUCUCCACGUACCAGCAUCACGGAGGAGACGUUCCUGAACUGCAGGCAGUCUUCUUCACGGCCAGGCUCACGCUCACCUUCUCCACAGAUUAAACGCACCUACGAUCAGUACCAAAACCCCAGCCUGGUGCCCCCGCGCUCUCGAAGCCCCUCUCCCCAUGCUGGGAGAGAAGAGCAACCAGAGCCCUACGGCCCUCUGGUUAACCUGGAAGAGUUUGUUGACAGCCCUAACAGAAACCUGACCAAACCCGUUCCCACCAAGAUUAUACGACCUAAUCAGGAGUUCUCGAUCUACAGCCAGUCGGAUGCCGUCUUCUCGACCAUUCAAGAAGUGAAGAGGGAACCUAUAAUGGAGCCUCUCUAUGUCAUACCAUCCCUCACCUGGCCUAAUCAGCUGCCCUCGGGGAUGUGCGGUGUGACCCUGCCUCCUCUGGAGUGGCCUCUGCCCAGCAGCAACGAUGAGCAUGAGCUGAGUAUAGAGGUGCAGCCCAAACAGCACCACCGAGCCCACUAUGAGACGGAGGGUAGCAGAGGGGCUGUUAAGGCGCCAACACCUCCAGGAGGCCAUCCUGUGGUUCAGUUGCGUGGAUACAGGGGACGAGAAGCUCUGGCUCUGCAGGUCUUCAUCGGCACGGCUGACGAGAGGGCCGUGAGACCGCACGCCUUCUACCAGGUUCACCGCAUCACCGGCAAGGCCGUCACCACCACCAGCCACGAAAGAAUGAUUCACGGAACUAAAGUUCUGGAACUGCCGCUAGAACCCAAGGACAACAUGCGGGCCAUAGUGGACUGUGCUGGGAUUUUGAAGCUGAAGAACGCUGAUAUCGAGUUGCGGAAAGGUGAGACAGACGUUGGACGGAAGAACACACGCGUACGCCUGGUCUUCCGUGUCCAUGUGCCUCAGCCUGGGGGUCAGUUGCUUUCUCUCCAAGCGGCCUCACAUCCUAUUGAAUGCUCUCAGAGGUCCGCCCACGAGCUUCCGGCUGUGGAGAGACAAGAUGUGGAUUGCUGCUCGGUGCUGGGCGGUAUGCAGAUGAUCCUAACAGGACAAAACUUCACCUCUGAGUCGAGGGUUCUCUUCACUGAAAAAACCCAAGAUGGCUUGGAAGUAUGGAAGGCAGAAGCAACAGUUGACAGGGAAAAAAGCCAAACUAAUAUGCUAUAUGUGGAAAUUCCUCCAUAUCAAGACCUCAACAUCCACCACCCAGCCAAAGUCAACUUCUAUGUGCUAAACGGGAAGAAGAAGCACAGUCAGCCGCAGCAUUUCACCUACAUGCCUCUCGCAGUGCCGUUGAUAAAGGCUGAGCCAGUUGACGAGUAUCAGUACGGGCAGCUUGGUUGCAGCAUGUCACAGGUUUUGAGCGUGUCUCCGCAGACCUGCCACCACACCAGCCAGCUCCCUACAAGCAGCUGUGCUAUGCCAGUCAUGGCAGCCUCGGUCUCCCCGAGGGCCAGCCCCACCUUCUACCCUCCAGUCUCAGAGUACCAGCUGCAGCACCCCUCAGCCCUCUACCAAAGCCAAGCAGAUGUCCUCAGCAGCAGCCCUGGCCACUACCAGCCUCCACUGAAUCACUCUGCACCUGGAGUACAUGCUAGGUCCCAAAUCCGUGCUAACCCAGGCUCUCACCUCAAACCCAGCAGCUACCAGCACGUUAUGGCUGGGCAUAGCUACGAAGCUGCGGCCUCUGUCUUUACAGGCCUGGAUGUGUCAGAGUUCGGCCCCAUCGUUACUCAACAGAGAGGCUUUGGGCAGAGAGCAGCUCCUGCUGCUGGGAGGUCCCCUCCGGCACAAAACUACAGCCAGCAGCAGCCCUGUCGGCCUGUAGAGCAUCAGAGAACCAGCAGCCCUGCAAGAGUCACAAUCAAGCAGGAAAAUCUGGACCAGGCGUAUCUGGAUGAUGUGAAUGAAGUGAUCAGAAAAGAUCUGACUGUCCACACCAGUGAACAGUGAUGGGCGACGCAGAAAAUCAGCUUCUUCCAAUAAGAACCACAGCAUCUUCUGAAGACACCCUUUCAGCCUUGAUGUGUGUACAAAGUUCUUUAUUUCAUAUCCAGGUUUUUAAAGGAGCUGUAAGUAAUGUCCUG
Molecule: messenger RNA, 2909 nt
Organism: Colossoma macropomum (tambaqui)
Lineage: Eukaryota; Metazoa; Chordata; Actinopteri; Characiformes; Serrasalmidae
Product: nuclear factor of activated T-cells, cytoplasmic 2
Exons: 10
Coding region: 178-2775 (865 amino acids)
Biological process (GO): cytokine production; calcineurin-NFAT signaling cascade; regulation of transcription by RNA polymerase II
Cellular component (GO): transcription regulator complex
Molecular function (GO): transcription factor binding; DNA-binding transcription factor activity, RNA polymerase II-specific; RNA polymerase II cis-regulatory region sequence-specific DNA binding
Source: RefSeq, a predicted model, not a curated record